Messenger RNA from Monoraphidium neglectum, 684 nucleotides. Its product is annotated as Protein Iojap. The transcript has 5 exons. The record is from RefSeq and is a predicted model, not a curated record. Gene Ontology annotation, biological process: negative regulation of translation; negative regulation of ribosome biogenesis. The coding region runs from base 1 to 684 and encodes 227 amino acids. Lineage: Eukaryota; Viridiplantae; Chlorophyta; Chlorophyceae; Sphaeropleales; Selenastraceae. Gene Ontology annotation, molecular function: ribosomal large subunit binding.
AUGCAGAAGUCUCUUGGACGUGGCGCCGCGCGCUACACUAGCCGCCACACCGCAUACACGGCACCGGCCGCCGCCUGGUGGCCGGCGCCGCGCACGCUGCGUGCAGGCGCGCUUGCAGCGGGCAGCAGCAGCCUGCCUGCCGCAGCCCUGAGCGGCGCGGCUCCAGCGCCGCGGCAACAGCAGCUGCAGCGCGGCCAGCAGCGGCUGUCUGCGGCGGCGGCGGCGGCGGUGGAGGGCGUCGACGACGCCAUAUCUGAGGAGGUCGAGGCGUUUGCCGUGGCCCUGGCCAAGGUGGCCGAUGACACCAAGGCGCAGGACCUGGUGGUCCUCAACGUGGCGCCCCUGGUGUCGUGGACCUCCUACUUUGUGAUGUGCUCCGUGGUGUCGAAGCCCCAGCUGCUGGCGGUGCUGGCGCGGAUGGAGAAGGCGGCGGAGGAGGACUGGGGCCGCGUCAAACAGAACAGCCCCGGCAGCAGCCCCUGGGAGAUCCUCGAUUACGGAGAUGUCGUGGCGCACGUGUUCACGCCGGACCAGCGGGACCACUACGACAUCGAGAGCUUCUAUGCAGCUGCCGAGGAGGUGGAGCUGCCCUUCUUGGAGGCGCGCGGCGCUGCAGACGGCGGCGGCGGCGGUGGCGCGGCGGCGGCGGCGCCGGGCGGCGGCGGGUGGAGCAAGGAGCUGUGA